Paramecium tetraurelia is the source of this 348-nucleotide messenger RNA. RefSeq lists its product as uncharacterized. NCBI's taxonomy places the organism in Eukaryota, Ciliophora, Oligohymenophorea, Peniculida, Parameciidae. The record is from RefSeq and is a predicted model, not a curated record. The transcript is spliced from 2 exons.
AUGGGAACAUGUUAAUUCAUAGCCGAGAAACAAUACAAACAACACAGUAUAAGCGAUAUUGAAGCAUCAUUCUAACCUUAUAUCGUUUAAUUGAAACUUACUCCUAUUGUUAGUAACAUAACUGGUGAUGAUGAUAGAAUGGAUGAAAUAUACUAUGAUAUUGAAAAAUAAAUCUCUAUAAAAUAAGAAAAAGAAAAAGUUGGUAUCAAUCAACUCAACAUCUCCUCAAAAUUAUAUUUAACUCACAAUGAUUCUCCCUCUCUCUAAUCGGAUCAAUUUUAAGAGAUAAUGAAGCAACCAAGGAAAAAUAAAAAUCUAAAUGCCAAAUUCAAAGAGAUGAUUAUUUGA